AUGCAGACACCCACAUUCUUGCCGCCCUUCGACUCCCAUGACAACUACUUUGUACAAGCUUCCUCACAGCAGACACCAACAUGGCUGCCACCAUUGAACUCCCAUGACAACCACCAUAUACAAGUCUCUGCACGGCAGAUUCGUCUCCUACAGGACGACCCCAGGUUGCCCUUAUCCCAGUUCUUGAUCGAACUCAACGUUAUCGUCGAUUUCUACUCACAAGGCAAAAGUGUCGAUCAUCGCUUCCAAGGCCUCUGUACAUGGAAAACAAUCUGUAUCCCUUGUGACUCAUUGUCGAGACAGAUGAUAUGUGAAAUUAUGCACGAGGUACCAUUCCCAUUAAGGAGAGUUCACUGGGAAGAUCGAGAGCUUGAUGGGAAUUCAUCAAACACCUUGUUAGAGGAUGAGGAUGCUUUGAUAGAGAGAGUUUUGAACUCUCUUUGUUCCAUGAGGGAUAAGCCAUACAAUUCAGGGCGCAAAGUACUGCCUCUGCAAUUAGAGAUCAAGAAAAACGUGACGAUACCACGAUAUGAAUUCAAGGCAUGGACUUGUUGGUACGACGGACAAAAGAGUUUGAAUGUGGAUUUUGAGAGGUACUAUCAAAGAGCAAUUAGUGUACCAAGGUCUCUAAUGGAGUCAGAUCAGUCUGAGAUAGCCUCUGGUUUUAGAUCAAUUCCAGCUACUAGGUCAGCUAUUGAGGCCUUGGAGAUGGUGAGAGUCGACGAGUCAGAUGUCUGCAAGGAAUUGUAUUUGUGUCCCAUUUGUCAGGAAGAGUUCUUGAUGGGAAGUAAAUUUGUUCGAAUGCCUUGUUCUAUGUUUCAUAGAGAAUGCAUUACAAGGUGGUUGAAAGGAAGUCACUUGUGUCCAUUGUGUCGCUUUGUGAUGCCCCAAGGCUAG
This is a messenger RNA of Ilex paraguariensis (yerba mate), 897 nucleotides long. NCBI's taxonomy places the organism in Eukaryota, Viridiplantae, Streptophyta, Magnoliopsida, Aquifoliales, Aquifoliaceae. The record is from the annotation of a GenBank genome assembly.